Messenger RNA from Puntigrus tetrazona (Sumatra barb), 1670 nucleotides. RefSeq names its product egl nine homolog 1-like. Gene Ontology annotation, cellular component: nucleus; cytoplasm. Gene Ontology annotation, molecular function: L-ascorbic acid binding; peptidyl-proline 4-dioxygenase activity; ferrous iron binding. The transcript has 5 exons. The record is from RefSeq and is a predicted model, not a curated record. Gene Ontology annotation, biological process: cellular response to hypoxia; peptidyl-proline hydroxylation to 4-hydroxy-L-proline. Bases 191 to 1141 code for a protein of 316 amino acids. Lineage: Eukaryota; Metazoa; Chordata; Actinopteri; Cypriniformes; Cyprinidae.
GCGCUGGCGACGUGCGGAACGCGUACCGACGCAAGAGCGCGAGCGCGCCGGGAUGGAGCCGCUCGCUUAACGGAGGGCGCGUGGAUAUCGCGAUGAAACGGGCGCCGCGGCGCGCGAGGCCGACCGACGGGAAAGUUGCCGCGCGGGGGGAGCACCGGAUUUAAAGGGCCAGCGGCGCGCGAGCGCGAACAUGGACCGGCGCGCCACGGCUCCGGACCCGGAUAAGCAGUACUGCGAGCUCUGCGGGAAGAUGGAAAACCUCUUAAAGUGCGGUCGGUGCCGGAAUUCCUUCUACUGCAGCAAGGAGCAUCAGAAGCAGCACUGGAAAAAACACAAACUCACCUGCAGAGAGGCUGAGAAGACCAACAGCGCUCCUCAAACUCCACACGAGCAGGAGAAACCGGACGCCUCAGACGCCGACAAGACCAAACCCCAACCCCACAAACUGGCCGCCGACUAUAUAGUCCCGUGCAUGAACAAGCACGGCAUUUGCGUAGUGGACAGCUUCCUGGGCGAAGACCUGGGGCUGUCCAUCCUGGAGGACGUGAAGGCGCUUCAGCAGACCGGCAAGUUCACCGACGGACAGCUGGUGAGUCAGAAAAGCGACUCCACCAAGGACAUCAGGGGGGAUAAAAUCGCUUGGAUCGAGGGCAAGGAGCCCGGGUGCGAGAAGAUCCGCUUCUUGAUGAGCCGCAUGGACGACCUGGUCAGGAAUUGCAACGGAAAACUGGGAAACUACACAAUAAAUGGAAGGACUAAAGCGAUGGUGGCGUGUUAUCCGGGGAAAGGCUCUGGUUAUGUGCGUCACGUGGACAACCCAAACGGUGAUGGGAGAUGUGUCACAUGCAUAUAUUAUCUUAAUAAGAAUUGGGAUGCCAAGGAAAAUGGGGGCGUGCUGCGGAUAUUUCCAGAGGGCAAAGCACAGUUUGCGGACAUCGAACCCAAAUUUGACCGCUUGGUUUUGUUCUGGUCUGAUAGACGAAACCCUCACGAGGUCCAGCCUGCGUACGCGACAAGAUAUGCCAUUACCGUGUGGUAUUUUGAUGCCGAUGAGCGGGCGAAAGCUAAAGAAAAGUACCUAACAGGUGCCGGCGAGAAAGGAGUGAAGGUGGAGCUAAACAAGCCGUCUGAACCGACGUAAUCAAAUUAUCGUUAAUCCAGACUUUGCCGUGAGGAAAAUAAGAAGAGUCGGGAAAAGGCGGCGGGUGUCCGCGAUGAAGCAAGAGAAAAGAGUUCCCAGAAAACCAGCUCGUUUUAAAUAUGACUCUGUUGGUUUAUUUUCGGUUUUAAAGAAGGUAUAACAUGCACAUUAAAGCCUCACGUGACUGGAGUCACUGCGCCUCCGAGGAAUCUUUAAAAUUGCUUCGUUUCUGGGACGAGUUUCUGCAUUUCGGCCUGGUAUUCGUGGAUCAAACCGCACAUGUUCUCUAUGCACGUUAUUUCUCCAGACUGCUUGGGUUCUGAUCAGAUCGUCUGUUCAUACUGAAAUGCACAUUUUAUGCCGGCAAGGUAAUGGCAUGUUUAUUCAGGACUGUGAGCUGGCAGAUGCAUCAUGGGAAUGCCGUCUGCAAUUCUACAGCUUUACUUUCUUACGUGCACUAGGUCAGUGCCAGUCCGGCGUUGAACGUUAUUGUCUAAUUUCGACAAAAAUAAAGGCUGUUUGCUUUAAA